CUGACUUUCCUCAUCCGGUUCCGCCGCCGCUGCGGCCACAACGGCGAGUCUUCCAAACUCCGGUGAGCGUAGAAAUGGCCCGCCUCCUCCUCCAUCGUAGCCUCAGCUAUUCCACCUCCGCCGCCGACAUGGUCGUCUCCUCCAUCCGCCUCCUCUCCGCCACCAACCCCACCAAAUCAGCCCCAACCCCCACUCCUGUCCACCCCAUUAACCCCAAUCCCGAUCCAGUAGCAGCUCCUCCCCCUCCUCCUCGCACCACCACCACCAACCUCCUGUCCCCGGCGGACCGCCUCCGCGGGGUCUUCCUCCAGAAGCCCCCCGGCCGCGCCGCCCUCCACCGGGCCCUCUCCUCCACGGGCCUCGACGCCCUCUCCCCGGAGGUUCUCUCCGAUGUGGUCAGCCGCGGCAACCUCAGCGGCUCCGCCACCGUCGACCUCCUCGACUGGGCCAUCUCCAGCGCCAAGCUCCCCCCUUCCAUACAUACCUGCAACAUCGUCAUCAGGGCUCUGGGCAGGAGGAAGUUCUUCACCUCAGUCGAGCCUGCCCUGGAGGUAAUGCGGAAAAAUGGCGUCUUUCCGGACCUAACCACGCUGCAGAUCAUCAUGGAUACUCUGGUUGCUGCCAGGCAGGUCAACAAGGCCGUCCAACUGCUCGAGAGCGACCAAUUUGGGUUAGGAAUUGGGCAAACUUGCCACAGAAAGGAGGCCUUCUCUGCUCUCAUCGAAUGCCUCUGCCGGAGGUCACAUGUCGGCGUUGCCAGUUCGCUCGUACAGGUUGCCCGUGGACAACCAUUCAGUCUUGAUAAACAAGUGUACAAUGACGUGCUUGGCGGUUGGGCGAGGUUUGGGAGGGUUGAUAAGCUGCAGCAUUUCUGGGCAAUGAUGCAGGAGGAUGGGCUAGUGCCCGAUGAUGUUUCGCAUUGCCAUCUCAUCGAGGCAUUGGGGAGGGCAGGGCAGACCGAGGAGGCGCUCAGGGUGUUUGAGAAAAUGGCACAAGAGGGAUAUGGUCCAACUACGAUGGCCUACAAUGCACUUGUUUUCAAUUUUAUCUCACUGGGGGACUUGGACAGGUCCAUCAGGUAUUACAAGGAUAUGGUGGACAAUAAUUGUCCUCCAAACAGUGACACAUACUGCAAGAUGAUUAGAGCCCAUCUGAAAGCACGCAGGGUGGCUGAUGCACUUCAAAUGUUUGAUGACAUGCUGGCUCAAGGAGUUCUGCCAGAUACAGGCUUAAUUACAUCAUUCAUCGAGCCACUUUGCACGUUUGGGCCUCCUCAUGCUGCCUUGAUGAUCUACCAAAAGAGUAGGAAGGCUGGGUGUACGAUAUCCUUGAAAGCAUACAAGCUUCUGCUUGAAAGGCUUGCCAGGUUUGGGAAAAGCGGCACAGUGUUGAACAUUUGGGAGGAGAUGCAAGAGAGCGGGUAUCCAUCCGAUAAAGAAAUUUACGAGUUUAUUGUAAAUGGGCUUUGCAAUGUGGGUAAGGUUGAUGCUGCUGUUUCUGUGGUGGAGGAAUCACUUAGGAAAGGCUUCUGUCUAGGGAGAGUUGUUUAUAGCAAACUGAAUGACAGGCUGCUGGAGAUGGACAAAGUGGAGACUGCAUACAAUUUGUCAAAGAAAAUCAAACAUGGUCGCACACUUGCUAAUUCACGCAACUAUUGUCGUGCUAAUGGUUGGCACCUGUGAUUUGUGAACAUAUUUAGCUGGCACGUAACUAUUUGGUAUGCUGGUGAAAGCAGUUCCAUAUGGGUUUAAAAGUACCCUCAUUUGCAUUCUGCGGAAAAUUUGGCAAAGGUUCUGUAACUACCUAUGCCAUUAUCUUCACACGAUGUAGGCUGUUUAGUUUUCAUGAAGAUGCAAUCAUGGAUUCAAGAGAUAAUUGCCCAGAACAGUUGCUAUCAGGUAUGAGGACUGGUUGAACAAUUACACAAGAAGGAAAUGAAAAGACAGGACAUCUUAUUUAGAAAUGAUGAAAUCCGUGGGGCUUGCAACCACAGAAUGAAAUCCCAUACGACAAAUCUCCUCUGUGGCUUGUCAGGUGCUAUUUUCGAGCAAGUUAUCAGCAGAUACUGUGGUUGAACAUGAUUUCUAGCAAAGAAUAGAGAGGAUGAAAUGUCCACAACUUCUUUCGCCUGGGAAUAUCUGAUAUUUGGAUCCACCCAUCAGAGCUGCAUGCUAGACAACGGAUAUUUGUGUUAGUGUCGAUGCUGGCUACAUUAGAACGGUUCUGAGGCCCCACUUGAUUUUUUGUUCAUCUUUGGUAUCAACUUGGAAGGCAAUUAUCCAUGGAUAUGAUUCAGCAUUUAAUGAUGUUUUCUUAACAUCUGUGCCGAAGACUAUACUUGUGUUUGUGAAAUGAGCACUUGAAUAAUUGGAUUUCCUGAAUGCUUCUUGUACCAAUUCAGGACUUCUAUUAUUUCCUUGGAUUUCUCGAGUUUGUAGCAAUGAAAAAAAUUGCGCGCUACAGAAAAUAGCGUGGCCCUUGAAAAUACGCUAUUAGCGAGGAAUUGUACAUCGAUUUAUUUAGCAAGACAAUUCUCUAUAUGCUAUAGCGUGCUAUUAGCGACGCUAUAGCGCGCUAUUUUUUUCAGUGGUUUGUAGUGUUGUUAGUAAGGUGGUGGUGGCCAUCAUGAGCAUUUACUUCUGACACUUCUUGUAUGAGAAUGAACUUGCCCUGUUAUCCCUUCCAUGAGCAGAUUAGCAACCCUCUGAGCUCUUGUUUAUCAUUGAUCUAAUGAUCCUGGUCUUAUUGCAGUAUAGAUUGUGAGAUAGAAACACCAUUGUCCUCCUUUCAUGUUUUCGUGUGCUACUUGUGAAAGAUAUUGAAGAACAAACAAGCUGUUUAUUUCCCUGAAAUACCUUUCAACUAUUGUGUAUAUUCAUAUCUGAAAAAUGAAGUUCGUUUCC
Molecule: messenger RNA, 2903 nt
Organism: Triticum dicoccoides
Lineage: Eukaryota; Viridiplantae; Streptophyta; Magnoliopsida; Poales; Poaceae
Product: putative pentatricopeptide repeat-containing protein At5g43820
Exons: 4
Coding region: 75-1682 (535 amino acids)
Molecular function (GO): protein binding
Source: RefSeq, a predicted model, not a curated record